Xyrichtys novacula (pearly razorfish) is the source of this 26156-nucleotide messenger RNA. The record is from the annotation of a GenBank genome assembly. Lineage: Eukaryota; Metazoa; Chordata; Actinopteri; Labriformes; Labridae.
AUGGGGAGGAAAAAGAUUCAGAUAGCACGGAUUAUGGAUGAACGGAACAGACAUGUAAGUAUGCAGAGGAGCCAAACACCCUUCAGUCAUGCACAUCCUACACCUUGACGACCUUAGUUUACCUUUACAGCCUCAGAAACUCGUCUGGAUUGGAUUUUAUCUCCAGAUUAACAAAGUCACAGUUUGUUAAUCCCACAAAAGUAUCCGCUGCCUUGUGUCCUUCACACAAAUUUGUUUACUUGCCUCAUUUGCACGCAAACAGAAGCUGCAAACUCACCACAAUGAUUUUCUCUGCAUAGCUGUGGGGCAGUUCUGUUUGUGUUCACCUCAAAAUGAACUCCAGUUAUUGGUUCAUCAUCCAGACUCUACCCUACUUCAUCAAAUACCUCCAAAAACUUCAAACUACCUCCCUCUUGAAAGUGCAGAAGUUUUUUUAUGCAUAGUAGAGCUAACUUUGAUCAACUCUAAAGGUCCUUACACACCGCGACCAUCACAGCUUACCAUCACAGCGAGUCUUAGGAAAUACGUCCACCAAGUGUGAACGCCAUCAGACUACCAGAAAUUAAGCUAUGAACUUAAACAGACUCUUUUUGGUUGGAGGUGCCAUCACAGCGCCACCUAUUGGCUCAAUGGCACUAAAAUUGGCAUGAUUAUUCAGGUGCCUUAUCUCCUAAAAUCCACCAAAUUUGGCUGCAAAAACACAAGAGAAUCAAAAAAGUCGACAUGUAGUAUAAUGUCAGGCUAAAAGCAAGUUUACAGUAUUUUCCUGAUAUUUGAAGGCCGACUACAUCAGUCCCUGAAGCAAAAAAAAAAGCUGCUUUUCUAGCUCCCUAAAGAGAUGUUUUGAUCUAAAUUUGGUGACAGUUGUUAAAAGUUAAAAACGGAGUGUUGAAAAUAAACUCAGACAAGUCUUUGGAAAUAAUUUUUCUUUGUGGAAAAAGUUCAAAAUUUACUUUCAAAAAGUGCAUCUACUAAAGAAACGGAGGAUCAACCAUCUCAUACUUUAUUUUUGAGCUGUUUUUCAGGUGAAUAAAUAUAAAUAAACUUGACAGAUGAAACGAAAGCAAAUUUACAGACCUUUUUUUUUUUUACAUUCAAACACACUCAGGACCUUUCUUUCUUAGUUGAAGAUGCCAUCACAGCGCCACCUAAUGGCUCAAUGGCACCAGAUUUGGCAAGACCAUUCAGGUGUCUUAUCUACACAUAUCCACCAAAUUGGCAGCAAACGCACAAAACAUUAAAGAGAUAUAACAUUUCUUGUAUUUUAAAAAUACAUCACCAGACUAAAGUCUUUACUGAAAUUUGGCAUCACCAUUCAGGUGUCUCAUUUACACCUUUCCACCAAAUUUGGCAGCAAUAGUACCAAACAUUAAUGAGAUAUGAUGUUAAGCGAAUGCUUAAAAAUGAGAUAAUUGACCAAACUUUGAUGGAAUAUUACAAAUCCGCUAAAACUGCUUCAUUCAAAGAGAUCAUCCGUCAAAUUUGGUAACUAUAGUUCAGAGUUUGGAUGGAGAGGGAUGAAAAAAAAACGAUCUGGGCAAAGUUAGUCAGAAAAAAACUAACAAAAAUCACCAAAUUUGGCACCUAACUCGUUUUAUCUGCACCAGUUAUGCAGCCAGAAGUGAAUCUGAUUGGAUAAAAAGUUUCCCUAAGGAAGAGGAAAAAGCUUGAGACUCUUGAAAAAGUUUCCAUUUUUUGUAGUUUUCUUCCACUUUUGGUAUUGGGCUUCAUAUCUUCUUUUUUAUAAAUCUUUUUCAUCAUAGUUGUAUUUGGAUAAACUCCAGUCGAGCAGUAAUUACAGCCAGAUGAGAAAGGAAAACGCUUCAAUUUACUCUUUCAAACCAAAGACAACCCCUAAGGGACUCCGAUAAAACUGUAGUUCCUCGGACUGAUGAUUUUGUAUCAUAUGAUCCUCACAAGCUGCGACUGAGUCUAACAACCUCAACUGGCUCAAUCCAGCAGAUAUGAGAGACGAGAGCUGAUUGUCAAUGAGACCUAACUGCAUUUUCACACACAGAUGCACACACAUUAACACUAACACACUUACUUACUCAAGUCUCGUCUGGGGGAGGGGUUCCUCUCUUCCUGUUAUGACAGGAAAUGCAGGCACAUGUGCUUCCUGACCCUUGCAGCAGCAGCAGUGGCAGGAGGGCAGCGCUGACCUCAUCGUAGUCCUCCGCUCGACGGUGUGGUGUUACGCUGAUGCACGUGUGAAGAAACAGAGUUUGGACGUGUUUCGGCUCAUCUUAGACAAACCACAGAUUCUAACAUCUGAGUUUCAUUUUUCAUAAUGAGACUUUUGGUAGUAGUUAACCUCAAUUUUAGACUCUUUUUGGCAUUUUCAGCUCAGAAACGGACCUGCAGAUCAAUAGUUUUGACCCUCUUUCUGUACAAGGGGUGUCAACAUCUAUACAUGUAAACGGAUACACGGAUAACAAAUCAUAACUGUUAAGAAAAAUCAAUAGCCGUUUCCAUGUCUUUUUUUUUCUCCUCCUCCUCCUCGAUCAUUUCUCACCAAUAUACAUAUAUAAUGUUGCCUGAAAGCUUCAGAUAAUAACAUUAACUAACUAACUAUACUCUUAAAUGUUCCCACUAGUGAAGUUAUCCGCAUAGACGGGUUUCUGUGCAACGUCAUUGCAGGUAUCCGCGCGCAGCCUUGGGGCAGAAAGUGGGACAUUUCUUAUUUGUUUACUAGCAGAGCCAACAGAGAAAGAAAUUGACAAGGAGCUGUUGUGCUGUAAACUGCAGGAAUCUGCAAAACAAACAAUCGGCAAACAUUACGACCAUGCUCCUGAUAUUGAAAACAUCUAAAACAAUGUCACAACCUUGUAAAAUAAGUGAAAUUCAUGGAUAUUUCAGCAAGUGUUUUUUUGAUUUUGAUGCAAUGAAAGACAGGGAUUUUUCAAUGAAAUGACAUUUUAUUGCAAUUGUGUCAGGGAGAACUUGAAAACAACAUGGCAUCUUUCAAUCAGAUGUUUUUUUAUGCAUACACAGGUUUUUUAAUUACCUUGCUGACAUGUUUGGACGUGCUGGCUGCAGUCUUUCUCAGAGUUUCACAUGAUGGUUGUGUGACGCGUCUUAAAACAGCUGAUGUUUCCGAAGGCGUGACCUUUCCGUCAGUUUUAAAGAUUGGUCACUCCUUCAGCUGCCCGCUUGCUCCCUGCAAUAUGGCACUCCACGUGUGGGAUAGCAUAUAUGCCUCCUCAUCCCGGUUGAUGGUCCUCGGGCCUCGCUUCCGGAUUUCCAUUGCAUUGCAGUGGGCGAGCGGGCAGCUGAAGGAGUGACCAAUCUUUAAAACUGACGGAAAGGUCAUGCCUUCGGAAACAUCAGCUGUUUUAAGACGCGUCACACAACCAUCACGUGACACUCUGAGGAAGACUGCUGCCAGCACGUCGAAACAUGUCAGCAAGGUAAUUAAAAAACCUGUGUCUGUAUAAAAGAACAUCUGAUCAUAAUUUAUCAAAAAAGACACAAUGAACCUAAUCCAAGAAUACGGCAUCUUCACUGAAAUCAGUUUACUCCGAAGCAGGCUUUUGCCCCAUGGUUGCGUGCACACCUAGUAUUGUUUGUACACAAGAAACCCGUCUAUACAUAAUGGGGCACAACGUUACGUUGAUAAAAAAAAAAAUCCUGCAGCCUGCACAGCCAGUGUCACCUCACUUCAAAUUGACUCGACAACGUGAUGGUGGCAGUCAACAAGCGGAGUCAGGUUUUUUGAACAAACUGCGUGUGGAAAUCAAGUCAAGUGUAGUUUUGUUAGUCGCAGUUGGCUUUUACAACAACAGCACAGGGGUCCACGCGAAACCACCUACGAUGGAAACACCAGAACAAGAUGGAGGGAGAGACUGCUGCUGGCAUCGGUGCUGCUGCUGGCAUCGGUGCUGCAGCUAGCGGUUCACAGGCUAGCAUGAAGGAUUACACAUAUAACAAGGUGAAGAAAUGUGACAAGGCACAUCGUGAACAUAUAACUUAAUAGCUGAAACGGUGGCUCUCGACAUGCAGCCUUUGUCAAUGGAUGAGGAUGAUGGAUUUUUUUCAGCUGAUGAAAUAUCUGGAGCCAGGCGAUGAAAUUUCCUGUAGUGAUGGGCGCGGAAGUUCUUUUAGAUGUACUGAAUCACUAGAAUCAGUUCACUAAAAAGAUUUGUUCACCCAAUCACUGAAUCAUUUAGCGGGAGAAGCCUGUGACUCCGACCUCCUGAACUGAUACACAGAUGAAAGUUUCAGGAUUCAGUUGAAUUAAUAGCUUCUGGGACCGGAAGAUGAGAGUGUUUGGCUGUGUUGCUUUGGCAAACAGGUUUGUAAAAAUGAACUUGUCUAUACGCCAUGAUGUUUGAAGUGUACUGUCCAAUGGUAUGCCAGUUAUCAGGUCAUCUCAGUAAAUUGGGCUCAGUGAUUUAUUCGUUCACUAAACGUUUAGAAGAAUUCACACUGAACAUGCACCGUUCCCUCGCAAACCGCUGCAAUGAUAGGAUGCUGCAGGUGUAAUGCACUACUUGUUACAUGCUGUGUCCUAUUGUAUGCAAGUUGUUGUGGUGGCAUUUUAGCAGUGAAAAAAAAGGUAGUUUUGUCAGACAAAAAUGAUUCCGGAGAGUGUAGUUCAUAGCGUGGUUCGUUCACCAAGUGAUUCAGGUGUCGGUGCAUGUGGUCCCUCGUUCGCCGGCUGCUGGCCUCUCACUUUAGCUCAACUGAACGAAUCACUUGAGGAAGUGAUUCAGUUCAGUACACUCACUUAAAAGAUUCGGUUCUUUUGAACGAAUUGUUCGCGAACGACACAACCCUAAUUCCCUGCAGAGCGACAGUUAGCUCACGGGUAUCAAAGUACAUUUUCUUGUCUGUCAAAAUGAUCGAUGAUUUUAUUUUCAACUCAUUUUACUUUCUGUCAUAAGUAAGCCUUGAAAUGUUAAAUGAAGGUUUGUGAUUUAUCUGUUAUGUUGGCUCUAAUUUAGUACCUAUUUGAAGUGGGUCUACACAAAUACGUUUUUGUCUGAUAACUACUGGAAUGGCUUUGAUUUAGUGGGAUUAGGAGGUGUUUGAAUGGAGACGGGACCUUCUCGUGGUUAUUUCUCACAACUGUGAUAGAAAGAGAUCUGCAACAUGUAACUGGGUACACGUCGGAGUGCACGCCGUUUAAACGUGUAGAAAAAAUUGUAAACGUUGACACCCUUACUCUGUACCACAACAGAACCUUAGGUGCACCCAUCUUCAAGUUGACCUCCAAACACUGGACUUUAAAUAACCAAUAAUCAUAAUCUAUCUGCUCUACAGGAGGUCCAAGGAGAUCAUAUUUAGUUAAAAAAAUUCAUAUAUAUUCUUUGGUAUAAGCUCACAGCAGCUGCCCUGUUUUUCCUUAAGUUUCACGCAGCUAUUGAUUACCUUUUUAAGUUAAGAUCAAUUUCCAGACUCUUACAACUUUCAUGAAUUGUGCAAUCCAUUACAGAGCACAUCAGGUGUGCAUUUAGUUACAUUAUUAAUGUGUGGUAAUGCUGUUUAAGUGCUGUUUGAUUUAAAGGUCUGCUCUGCUUUUCCUCAUAUGGUACAAAAAUAAAUGGAAAUUAAUGGAUGUCUGGGAUCACUGACAAAAUACAGCCGACUUCAAAGAGAGUCUGAAAAGUUUACAGCCGGGCAGAUGAGGCCGUCCUUGCUUACUGCAGUUACAGAAUCUUAGACCACGUCCACCUUGUGUCGGGUUUUAACGUGCAGCUUCAUCACACGUUUCACUCCUUGUCCCUGCUCUAAAAAUUGAGCCUGGUGUUAGUUCAGGCAGGCUGCAAAGUCUCACCAGCCCGUUUCAGCUGACAGCUCAUACAAUUACUCUCUGUCCAUUUAGCAAAAGUCAAAAUGUGCAUUAAUAUAAACUGCUUUAGCCGUCCUGCUCCUCCCGCAGCCUCUUUGAAACCCGCUUCCACCCCAGCUCUUCCUUUUUCUGCUGUGUCUAAUCUUAGCGGUAUCAUGUGAAGCCUUGACUGUUCUGAACCCUGGUCUUCGCUGGUGCUCUCCCUGCCUUUGCUUUCACGUUGCCCUGACAUCGUGACAAAAAGCUGCAGGGUACGAAGAUGUCCAUUUUCUUUGAGAAGUACCUUUCAAAUCAAAAGUUUGUUGGAUUUACUUCAUCUCUGUUUGUUAAACCCAUCUUUGUUCAAAAUAUCAGCCAAUCAUCACUCAAAAUACAUCCAUGUCAGAUCUUUUGCAUUUAUGAUCCUGUGACAAGCGUGAACAACCGAACCAAAUUUCACAUGAAAGGUUCUGUAGAUCUUUCACCUAAAACUUUGUUGCCCAGGCAGUGUGUUUGGGAUCAUUGUCAUGCUGAAAGACCCAGCCACGUCUCAUCUUCAAGGCCCUUGCUGAUGGAAGAAGGUUUUCACUCAAAAUCUCAAGAUACCUGGCCCCAUUUAUUCUUUCCUUUACACGGAUCAGCUGUCCUGGUCCCUUUGCAGAAAAACAGCCCCAAAGCAUGAUGUUCCCACCCCCAUGCUUCACAGUAGGUAUGGUGUUCUUGGGAUGCAACUCAGCAUUCUUUCUCCUCCAAACACAACGAGUUGAGUUUUGACCAAAAAGUUCUAUUUUGGUUUCAUCUGACCAUAUGACAUUCUCCCAAUCCUCUUCUGGAUCAUCCAAGUGCUCUCAAGCAAACUUUAGACAGGCCUGGACAUGUGCUGGCUUAAGCAGGGGAACACGUCUGGCAGUGCAGGAUUUGAGUCCCUGGCGGCUUAGUGUGUUGCUGAUGGUGGCCUUUGUUACUUUGGUCCCAGCUCUCUGCAGGUUAUUCACUAGGUCCUCCCUGUGUGGCUCUGGGAUUUUUGCUCACCGUUCUUGUGAUCAUUUUGACCCCACGGGUCGAGAUCUUGCCUGGAGCCCCAGAUCGAGGGAGAUUAUCAGUGGUCUUGUAGAUCUUCCAUUUUCUAAUAAUUGCUCCCAAGGUUGAGUUCUUCAUACCAAGCUGCUUACCUAUUGCAGAUUCAGUCUUCCCAGCCUGGUGCAGGUCUACAAUUUUGUUUCUGGUGUCCUUCGACAGCUCUUUGGUCUUGGCCAUAGUGGAGUUUGGAGUCCGACUAUUUGAGGUUGUGACAGGUGUCUUUUAUACUGAUAAUGAGUUCAAACAGGUGCCAUUAAGACAGGUAACAAGUGAAGGAGGGAGGAGCCUCUUAAAGACGAAGUUACAGGUCUGUGAGAGCCAGAAAUCUUGCUUGUUUGUAGGUGACCAAAUACUUAUUUUACCGAGGAAUUUACCAAUAUAUUUUUUAAAUCCUACAAUGUGAUUUCCUGGAUUCUUUCCCCCCAUUCGGUCUCUCAUAGUUAAAGUGUACCUAUGAUAAAAAUUACAGGCCUCUCUCAUCUUUUUAAGUGGGAGAACUUGUACAAUUAGUGGCUGACUAAAUACUUUUUUGCCCCACUGUAUAUUCCACCAAAAGACAGACUUUAGGUAGAGUCCAAGGAUCACGAAUAACAGAACCAAAUUUAACAUAAAAAGUUCUUUAGAUCUUUCACCUAAAACUGGGAAUUUCACCAUCAUGGUGCCACUCUGAAAAACAUCAGAUAAACUUCAAACUUGGUGGGAUCCAAGUCCUAGGUUUGAUGAAUAUUUGAACUCAUUUUUAUCCCAAUACUCUCAUUAAUCGUUGGUAUAUUCCACCAAAAAUCAAAGACAGACUUCAGGUAGAGUCAGAGGAUUACAUGUACUGAAGCCUUAAAAUGCACACACACACACACACACACACAAAGAUCAUCAUAGAUCAUCUACAGUACAUCCUCCACUAAAGCUGUGUAUCAUUAAUGCACUUUCCUCUUCCUCGCCAGGUGACCUUCACCAAGCGCAAGUUCGGUCUGAUGAAGAAGGCGUAUGAGCUGAGCGUGCUGUGUGACUGCGAGAUUGCCCUCAUCAUCUUCAACAGCACCAACAAGCUGUUCCAGUACGCCAGCACUGACAUGGACAAAGUCCUGCUCAAGUACACCGAGUACAACGAGCCCCACGAGAGCCGGACUAACUCGGACAUUGUGGAUGUGAGUAACAGACCCGCACACGUUAAGAUACCAGAGCUCUUGUUUUGAUGGAUGAGGCAUUGUCUUGUUUUCAGGACGGUUGAUGAAAGUGCGUGAUGGUAGGAGAGAGUGAUCUAUGAUCGGAUAUCACUCAGACAGGAGGGUUAUUUUAAGGUUCGGUAUUGACCGGUGAGCUCUGUCUGAAUCUACUCAGGAGCUCUCUGCUCAACCUUGAAUUUAUGCUGAAUGGAAACUGUCCGUUGCCCUCGGGUUUUACACCAUCCUGUUCCGUUAGAAAUGAGCCAAGUCCCCCCAAGUCAGCGCUGAUGCUUUGUAAUGCCAGUUUCGGUUGCAGCUUCCAUUUGUCUGUGAUGGUGUUGUUUAGUUUCAGAGUCUGAAAAUGGCUCUGAAAGUUUAGAUUUUCUUCUUUCUAUAUGAUUGUCCUCUUGGCUGUGUCAUCAGACCGUCUUUAGGAGUGGAUGGAGGCUAAUUACUCCAGAACCCCCCUCUGCAGGAUUCUCCAACAAACAUGUCGUGCACACUCUCAUGUGGUCGCCGUUUAUCAACAAGUGGGUUCUCAGCUGAAGAGUUGUGCUUCCUGUUGUUGCCAUGGCUACAUUUGUUGUGCUCUCUUCUGACUGGCUCUUGAGUUGCUCCACAUGACAAUGGACAGGGUUAAUGUACGGCCUUCUACCUCAGGAUAAUGGGGAAUAAGGUCUUGUUGUGUGUGGACUGCUUUGGACGAGCUCGGUGCGCUCCGUCCAAGUUCUGGUCCAAGUUCUGGUUGUAACCAGGUUUUUCUGAUUUGAGGAAUGAGAUCAAAGUAAUGGUGCGUUCCAAUUGAAGUCAGAAUUUCUGAGCUCUGAGUCCGAAAUUAAUCUGAAACGCCCACCUGAAGUCAGAUUUCACCAACCCUGACUUGACAACAAGGUCAUUAUCCAAGAUGGCGGCACAGUGCUUCAACAGUAGAGAGUAACAGUAAAGGUUUUCCUAAUUUUUUAUUUAUUUGCACUUCUGUUUUGUUUAUGUGAAGUUAAAUAAGUGGUAUAUGUUGUAUUGCCCAACGUCUAACUGUGAACAUGGUGCUAUGGUGUUUGUAAGAGUAAAAUACUGUGUUAUGCGUUGUUUAAAACUGGUAUAGCUAACAAAAGCUGACAACGGCUAAUGACAGCUAACAGCAGGCGUCCAUCUUGGUUUUCCGAUUUGUUUACUGGAAUGCCAUCAACUCGGGUGUAACGUCAUUCCCAGCUCCGGCAUCUGACUUCACAGGAAACUGGAACACAGCAUAAGACGUGUCAGUCUCUGUUUCAAAUGUGCAGUAGAGGGUCACAAAACGAUCUCUUGUCCUACCCUGGACUCGUAGACUCUUUCGGUCCACUGGUGACUAUGUUGGCGAGUUGUUGCACCCCUUAAAGAUUCAGCACACUUGAGAGCGUCAGAGCUGCAUCUUUGGUUGAUGAGUUGAUCAGUCACCCCCAAUUUCCACUGCACCCGGAACAGCUCCAAUCUGGAACGGUGGUGAUUUUCACCAAUUCCUACCGGAUAUGUUUCUGAGGCAAAUUUCAUGGCGGAUUAGGGACAGCAGGAAUCAUGGGAACUCACAAGAACCCGCGGAUUCACGUGCAAUCACGUGAUAACAAGUUGUCUUUAGCCACAAAGGCUAACCAUAUAGGCAGUAGAUUGUGUCCUUCCAGAGGAGGAAAUCUACUUCUAGACUUCUAGAAUCCGCAUCUUCUCAUCCAUGGUGUCAUCAGGGUGAAAUGACGUCUAUAAACCUUUUGACUUGUUCGUCUCCACCCAUUUUCAUGGUGUGAAAUACAAUCCGCCUGAAACACAGAGUGUUUUAUUUUGAAAAGAAACCGGAUGUUUUAUUUUGUGUCUGUGCCCGACUUUCUUUUCAGCAUGGGUUAAUCCAUGCUGAAUUUAUCCGGCAUGCUCCAGCUUCCAGAAAAAAUAGAGCUCUUGCGAUCAGCUGUGGAGUCUGGCGAUCUGCAGUGGAACACAAAGACGCCAGUGGAAAUUGACACAUUAACUUGAAUAGUUACGAUCAGUUACGAUCAGCAGAUCCGGCCUUUUGGUAGCCGUUCAGGAUACAGUGGAAAUUGGGGGCCAAUCAAGAAAAAAGCAGCAGAGAUUGAGUUUGUUGAACGUGAACUCCGUCUAAAGAGGAUUUUUGUAGAUGCCGUUAUUGUCUUUAGGAAUUAUGACUUUCUUCAACAUUUUCAGACAUUUUCAGAGAGAAAAAUCUUGAGGAUUGUGAAUUGUUAAUAUUAGUUUGUAGUCGGUGCGUCUUUUGCAUGUGAACAGAAAAUGUUUGCGUAUAAAUGUUUGAAAACCUUCGUUAAACACCUUCAGAUUGGGUUGAACUGUUGCGGAUGUGAGUCUGCAGCAGCUCAGAGCUCCACAGUCAGGCUCUGCUCUAAACCGAACCUUAGUCUGCCUCCACUUAUGUAACGGGGUUAGCAGAAACAAUAGCAAGUGUAUGCCUGCUUGGACACAUGCUAACACUCUCUCCCUCUCACACACACACACACACACACACACACACACACAUACAGUCGACCGAGGCUAAGCACGACAUGUCAACAAGGUCGAGGAGGUCGAAGUUAAGCUGUGAGGAGUCAAAGAUCAGAGUCUGCUGCUGCAUGAGUCACUGGCUCUGGUUUUCCUUGAACAUAAAAACACUUUUAGGGUCUUCAACGACCCAGUCUCUCUCUCUGACCCUGAUAUGAACUUUUACAAACCCCUCAAAUAAAGAAGCCUCAGCUCAAAGACCCAUCUGCGCUCGUGUGUGCACAUGUACGUCCUGUGUGUGUGUUUGUACCUGAGCUUUUCCCUCCACGCGGCCCUCCACAUGGACUCUUGGCCGGCCCCGUCAGAACCGGGCUUACACGCUCUGUAAUCCUGCGUAAUCUCCCACAAUCCAGUUUAGCUCGUUACUCUAAUCUGCCCCGCAGCCUCGUCUUCAUCUCUGCAGAGUAUCCACACGGUGCAAACCAGCCGGGUAUUUACUGCCACUCCCUGCAGCUCCUCUCACCUGCUGCCACUUUUCCUGUCUGCCGAUCUGAUUUACUUCUCUCUGCUCUUCAAUCUUCUAACAAAUUUAAAAAAACUUUUUUUAUUUUAUUGUCUCUGACUGCACGACUUUUGCGUUUUUCUCAGACAAACUUGUCCUUUCAAUCUUUAUUUUUAUUAUUUUUAAUGUGCUGACUAGAUUUACAGCUUUCCAGUGAGUUUCUAGAUUACUCUCUCUUAUAGUUUACCGUUUUGAUGGUUUAUGGCGUAAAAAAAAGGAAUUUUUAUCGUGUCCUUAACUUUCACAUUUUUCUAUAUUCCUGUAACUCCUACUAAACUUCUACUUACCCAGCCUUGGUCCUGACUUUCCCCUGCUGGCCGGAUUUGUGGCUUUUGAACAUGUUUGGACUUAAUCUGGUUCUUUAUUUUGGCGUUUUAGGGAUAAAAUCGUAUUUAAAGCAUGAAGUUUGGGGUUUUUGUUUUAUUUAUUUGCUUUAUUCUUUAUUCCUAUUCUUUUAUUGCUUCGUCCCACCUUGCCUUUCCUGGUGAAAUAAUCUGCAGCUCUAAAAUGUUAAACGUGUCGCUUUAUUUCUGCAGAAGUUUUUUAAUAAUUAACUGAUUUCCCUUGAAAAAAUAGGUAGAAGAGGGAGCAAAUUGUAUUUUUUGAGUCUGUAAAUGUUAUUUAUAUUCAGAUAAAAAAUUUACAUAUCUCUUAAAAAAGUGUAAACCCAUUUUUUACUUGUCAAGAUCUCACGCUCAUGCAGAUUCGCUGUGAAAUUCGACGACUGCAGCUCAAUAAAAACACUUAAAUAUGAACUGUGACGGAUGUAGACAGAGAAGGAGUAGAAAAUACUUUAGAAAAUGUGGAUGGAAAUACAACUUUCCGCAUGCAAAGACCAUAAAGUUCCUCUCAGAGAAAAGAAGACAGCAUACGUACGUACGCCAUGUGUUUUCUGCGGUUUCAGAGCUCUUAAGGACUUGUGUGGUCACACAUGGUUGCAGUGAUUCCCGUGUUAGCCGCUGACUUCAGACUCUGUGCCAGCGCAGCAGGUUUAAUCUGCAGCUCUCUGAAUGGAGGAUGAGAGGGAUAGAAGUCUUUGAGAAACAUGUGUAACCUCUGAGGGUAAAACAACAACACAUGGCACGACGCCGUGCCAAGGUCUCAGCCGCUGUGCCAAAGUGGAAGGAGAUUCUCUCAGGCUGAAGUUUAAAGGAGAGUUCAACAUUGAUGCUUUGUUUCUGAGACUUUGAUCAGAAAAUAGAUGUCAAGCUGAAGUGCAUGUGAGGAAUAAAGCUGGAGGCAGGGGGUUAGCUCAGCUCGGCAGUUCAACAACAGCUAAAAGGCUUUUUCUGUAAAACUGUGUCCUGCUUGUUCAACAUCCAGAUAAGAGGACAUGUUGUCCAUGAUUUCCAGAAGACUGUCAGACCACAGUUUAAGUCUGGGAUCGGUCCCAGAGAAGCUGCCUGCCUUUCUGGAUCACAGGGCUGCCAAGAUUUAGAAAAUGACAAGAGUGAGAUUUAAGCGUUUCGAUGUGUUCGGCCGCCGACCAUAGGAAUUUUUUUUUGCCUUUUUUAACACCUAUUUAUACCUUAAGACUGAUGUCCUCACCUCUAUGCCAGCUGCUCUCCCUAAUGCUAGUCUUAAUCAACCAGAAUUUAGAAAUGAAAAUUGUAACAAGAAUUUUGACAAAAUUCAUUUAUUUGUCAACAUUGUGUUGUGUUGAGUAGGUUUUUAAUAAGGCUGCACGAUAUUGGAAAAAAAUAACAUGCAAUGUUUUUCAACCCUGCGAUAUAUUGCGACAUUAAAAAGUACAGGAAUUUUUACCAGAUGACCUGAAUAUCAAUUCAUGCUGAAAUCUUGAGGACAGUUAACCUGAACUGAUCUUACCUCUUUUUGUGAAUGUUUGUAGUUUGGCUUCUGUCUGUCUCAGAGAUAUUUUUAGCUUUUAUUGUGCUGGGACGUUAUUGUGGCAACAGAUGAACACAGAACAGUGUUUUGGUCGACAUUAUCCAUCUUGUAACCAAAAUAAUUCCAGAUAACUGACUUUCCUUUUUUUUUUUGGCAACAAGUCUUCAUUUUCAGUGGUUCUCUCUCGUUUGUUUCUCAUUUUGCUAUUGUUGUUGUUACCGGUGUUGUGCCAAAAACGCACGUCCUCCGAGACUUGCAUGCACCUCGCAAAACAUGCACCGCUUAUAGUAGAGUGGUCCAUGGAAAUGUACAAUUUAAAACCCAUACAGUUCUUAACAGUGAUGAGUAAUGUUCCCAAAGUAAUUCUCAGCUGACACGCAUUUCUCGGCACAACAUCGGCAACACCAGCGACUCACUCCAUGUGCAGGGGCGUGGUUUCCUCCUCUCUGGUUUUGAUUGAUGGCUGGCAACUAAGUAAAGAACGAUUGUGAUUGGUGGAUCCCUGCACAGCACAUGCAGUAACAUGGAGUGUAUCUCAGUCAGCUACCCUUGAACUGAGAUGAGUUCAUUCGCCUCCUACAUCGCAAGCUCUGCGAUGUGACUAUUGCACACACUUACAUCGCAAUGACGAUGCUCAAACAAUAUUGUGCUGUCUUAGUUUUAAAUGUCGGCACUGUUGUGUGUGAAAGAUAGUUUGAGACGCCAAGACCCCCAAAAAACCUCAGCAUUUCGGUUACCAAGUUGGAAAAAAGCAAAAUCAGAGGCAGAAACAAGAUGGCUUCAUCCACGAAAGUUAUUUUAGCGCUUGGCUUGUCUGACUAUAAGGCAAGCGCUAAAAUAACUUUCGUAGAUGUAGUCAUCUUGUUUCCGCCUCCAUUUUUGCUUUUUUCCCAACUUGGUAACUGAAACGCUGGGAACUCGGGUGAAGCACCAUUUUCAGCUCGGACAUCUGACUUCCGAGGUAACUCGAACACAGCAUUAGGCACAAAGUACUGAUGGAUUGGUCUAGGAUUGGUUAUCUCGGUCAGUCAAUCAGAGUUACUCGAUCUACACUAAGCCAAGUUUAUUAUCAUGAAAAAAAAAACAAGAAUAUUGAAUGGGGAAAAAUAAGCGUGAUAAAUUUCAAGUGUGGCGUGUGGUGUGACAAUUGGUCAAAUAGCGUGACACUUGGCAGCUCAGGGAUCAUAUUUAUGGUCCAUAGGUUAUUUGACGUAUCAGGGACAAACUUCUUCAACAUCUCAGGGCUCACCUGAUGGCGUUUUAGCGUUUUCUAUCAGUAAGAACAAAAUAAAAGUCUAGAAAAUGUCCAAUCAUAGUGUUUGAAGCUCAAAACGAGGUCUUCAGACUCUUUUAGUUUCGUGACGGAGUCUAAAAGUCAAACAUGUUUAAUUUUCCAUCACGUAACUCUGAAAACAAAAACACCAAAGUCUUCUCAAAUUAGGAGCUGGAAAAGGAAAGAUUGAUUCUUCAGCUUGCAUAAUAAGUUCAGAGCUGAAAAAAACAAAAAACAAAACAGCAGCUUUGAAAGUUCCUGCUGUUUUAUUCUGGGGUGUUUGGAGGAUCGUACGAUAGUAAGAGCACAAAGCUGUGAAAAAAAAAAAAAACUCAGACAGGAAUUCAGGCGAAGAGAGGCUCCUUUGUUUUGGUCAUCUUUCCCCCCCUCAUGUGGCGUGUUGGCAUGUUGCCCCUGAGUGUGUGUGUGUAUGUGUGUGUGUGUGUGUGUAUGUGUGUUUAUGCUGGAUAACUAUCAGCUUAUUGUAUUUAUUCAUUCAGCCUGGGAACUUUGCUGCUAUUUUUAAACCCGAGGAGUUCUGCAUUCCUCACUUUUGCUCUGUUAACCUUGUUUUGCCGCUCUGUUGUGAGAGCGUGUGUGUUCAGAUUAGAAACAGAUGAAGUUUUUAGUACUCCCUCACACACUCACACACACACACACACACACACACACACACACACACACACACACACAGAGUCUGACGUUCACAUAUGCUCGCAGAGUUAGUCCAGUUCCUUUGUGUUGGCUGCGAUCCCUCCCAUCUAAAUGGCUGGAAACCGGUAGAGGUCUAAAAAUAGCCCAGUACACAGCUAAGAAUAGACGUGACGGGGCUGUGAGGGAGUGUGUGUGUGUGUGUGUGUGUGUGUGUAAGUGUGGUUUGCCUGCUGGAUGAGUGUGACUGUAUGACUGUGUGAGCUGCUGGAAGAAAAUAGAGAAGAAGAGAAGCAACUUAAGGCUGAGUAACCGAGCUUUAGUUCCCCACAACCUCCACAUCCUUCCUCUUCUUCUUCUCUUUCUUCUCCUUCUUUUUCAACGUUUCCCUCCUGUUGAAUUAGAUUUAAUACUAGACUCUGUAGUGGGAAUCACCGUAUAGGCUUUAAAUCACCUCCUAAAGCCAUUGACUGUAAACACAGUUCAUCACUGCAUCCACAAAUGAGGUUCAAACCAUGAAAGAGGAGACCAGUUCGAGAUCGGAUCCAGAACAACCAGUGAAAUUCAAGGCUCAAUUUGACUAUGGUGACCAUACCUCUUCUUCUACCCGGACAUGUCCUCUUUUUCAGGGGGCUGUCCAUCUUUGUCCAGGUUUGUCUGGCGAAGUUUAUGAAAUCCUUCAAAUGUCCACCGUUUUGUAUGGAAGUUUUGAGUUUGUGUUAAGUGAACUUACUGAGUUAGAAGCGCGUAAAACACACUUGAUCGGGCCCGAAAAACUCAAAAUUAUCUUUGUGCGACUCAGUGACUCCGCCCCGUGUAGUCAUGUCCUCUUUUUGGGAAGUCAGAAUAUGGUCACCCUAAAUUUGACAUUCUUUUUGGAAAUCAUAGACUCAGCAGGUCCUGGCAGAUAGAUAGAACUUAAAGGUGGGGUAGUCAGGAUCUGAGGAAGCACCAGUUUGAGGGAGAAAUCUUAAAUGUAAACUCUACCCCUUCCAACCAGUUUUCCCCUCAGCUCCUCCUCUCCCCUCCCUCUCUGCUCCAGCAAGCCCCGCCCACAAACAGAUGCUCCUGCUCGCUCGUAUCAUUUCAAUUAAAUUCAGAUAUAAUGCAGAUAAAAACUUAAGAUAAUUACAAAUGGGGCCCAGUCAACGUGAAAGUAAACAGCACUGGUGCUACUGUAGGUGCCAACAGACUACCAGCAAACACAAUGUUUGCAGGACUUCUACAACUAGGAUAAAGUGACAUAGUCCAGGACCCGAGGUCAACUGUUUAGCGGCACUUCAACACACAGCAGGUCCCGUUUGACAAGAAACACUUCUGUUACACUUGUCUUACUUUGUUAAAGCGGUUUACCUGUCCAGCAGAAAGGUUACAGGGUCACCAAGAUCCCGAAGUGUCCCCCCAUCAUUUUUUAGCUCUUGUCCGGUCUACCUCCUUUUUAAGCGCCCGUUAUUCCGUCAGAGUCUCUGGUAUUUACUUCGUCUUCUUACUUGUGUUGGCAGUCAUGGCCAAAGGAGGAUUCCGACAUUGUCCGAUAUUGUAGCACGCUAACUUUGUUUCGGCUCGUGAACGUUAUUGGAGGACGUGGAGUGUGCCUCACAAAAUGAGGGAGCAGGAAGUGGAGAACAGCUUUGUUUACAGUCAGAAAGAGCGGGCCACUCAAAAAUGUAAAAUGUUGACUACACAGACAGAACACAGCGAUAUUAUGAUAUUCCCAAAUGUCAUCAAUAACUAAUAGCUAUUAACUGAUAUUAAAAGCUUUUUUUGUAUAUACACCAAAAAAAAGAUGCUUCUUCAACAGAUUCCUGCCUAACCCACCCUUAAUGUGGACAGUUAAACUCUCAUGAAGGUUUUAUCCUGUUUCUGGAGCUGAUAAAACCAUAAAUCUGACCAAAAUCUUCUUGAAUCCAUGAUUCUCAGAAAAUUGUUUUUUGAAACCCAAGCUCAGCCAUCACUUCAAUAUUUAGUUUUGCUGGAUGACAGGGGUUGAGUUUUUUGAGUUUUUCAUUCUCAUCUUCAGAAACUCUUGGUGAAAUUCUGACGGAUGUUUAGAUGCAGAGGUUGUUUCGCUCCUCCUCGCUCUGACAGCUUUGACAUGUUGCAGCGAAAAUCGAUCAGAUAUGAAGUGAGGUGAACGUGUGAGUUUGACGAUUUAACCUUCAGAUUGGAUAAAAAAGCAGCAGACCUUUACCUUUACCUCAGUGAGCUCUGACUGCAGGACUUUCACUCCCACUGUAAUGUUUACUCAGUGUGGUGUUAGUACACUGCUGCACACAUGGACUCCUCAGAGCAUCUUCAGAUGUGGUGAAGAAGGAGGAGGAGGAAGAGGAGACCACCCACGAAAAGUGGAAGGAGCUGGAGGUGUAAAACAGAAAAAAGCGAAUCGAUGGAAAGUAAAGCAGAGAGGGUGGAGGUGUGGACGGGGUUAGGAAGGAGCAGUGGGGUGUGUGUGUGUGAUAUUAACGCAUAUUCUUCCCUCACUCCUCAGCUGUCUACAGGAAGCUGUUCAAACCACCUGCCACCGAACAAACACGCGCGCACGCACACACACACACACACACAUAUUCCUGACCACCAGUAUGAAGAAUCUUUCCUGCAGUUCAGUCUAAUGUUCACACUGUCAGGUUUGAGGAUUUAUAAAUGUCAUAUUUUAGGAAACGUUUCUGUUUUUCUUCCACUGAAUAGUUUUUUAAAAUUCAGUUUUUUAAACUGACGACAGUAUAAGAAAAAAAUGUUUUACUUCUGUCUCAUAAAUUAACAACUUAAUCCUGUAAAUUUAUAUUUUUAUGAUCUUGAAUUUACAACUUUUUAAGGUCAAAAUUCAAGACUUUUCACGAGCAAGUUCCCAAUUUAAAUUUUCUAAAUUUAUCACUUUAAUUUCAUUGAUUAAUGACUUUAUUCUACAACAAUUGACUUUUCCCACAAACAGCACUUAUAUUCUGGAAAAGGAACAAUAUUUAUUCUUGUUCAUUUGUAUUUUCUCUAAAAUGUGGGACUUUUAUUACAGUUUGAAAACUUUUUCUCAUAGAUUUUACAACUUCUGUCAAUUAAAUUUACAUUUUUAUUUUAUGAUGAUUUUUCUUUAUCAAACAUAAAUCACAAAAUAACUUUUCUAUAGUAACCUUACAACUUUAUAUUUCCUUGAAUUUGUGGCAUUUUCUCUUAAGACUAUAGACCCUAAUUUUCAAACUUUUUCUUGAGUUUUUUAUUUUGUGAAUCUGUGACUUUUAUUCUUGUUAGACUUACAGCUCUAUUCUCAUAAAUUUAUGAAUUUUUCCUCUGAAAAUUUAAAACUUUUCUUGUUAUUUUUUACAGCUUUAAUUUCUCUAAGUCUGCGACACUACUCAAAAAAAAAUAUGAUUUGUUCCCCCUGAAAACUUUGUUUUUAUUCCUUUAUAGUUGUUGCUUUUUCUCUUAAAUUCAUGACAUUUUUAUUCUUGUUAAUUUAUGACUUUUUUCAUCUUAUUUUAUAUUUUUAUUCUUGUUAAUUCAUGACUUUUUUUCUUGUUAAUUUAUAUUUUUAUUCUUGUUAAUUCAUGACUUUUUUUCUUGUUAAUUUAUAUUUUUAUUCUUUUUAAUUUAUGACUUUUUUCUUGUUAAUUUAUAUUUUUAUUCUUUUUAAUUUAUGACUUUUUUCUUGUUAAUUUAUAUUUUUAUUCUUGUUAAUUUAUGACUUUUUUCCAUGAAUGUUUUUAAUUCUUCUUAAAAGUGUUUACAAUUUUCUGACUCUAUUCUUCUCAAACUUUCACUUUAUUUUUCCAAACUCUCUUUUGUUUUUUUUUCCCCUGAUCCUCUGUUGUGUUCUAUGAUAGCUGUAUAAAUCAUCUGUACUCUACUUACUAAGAGGCAAAGAAAAUGUGAAGCAUUUAUUCACGAAGACAUAGAGUUUCCAUGUGGGGGUGGUGGAGACCCAAAAUGGAGCUAAAAAAAAAAGAGAGAUAGACAUGGACUUCAUCUCAUGAACACACAUUUCUGUGACAUGAGUUUUUGUUAUGCUCAAGCUGGAGUUGUAAAUAAAUCUCUAAAAUGAAUUUAAAGGAUGAUUAAAAUUUUGUGUUCCUGCAGCAGAGAAACAGACGAAAACACAAGAUGUUGUAGGUUUGAAAGAACGAUCUAUUCCAGGCUGCAUCCAGGAGGUUACCCACACUAGCUCUUUUUCUUUUAUUGAAAAAGGAAGCAGUGGGUGUAUUCUGGAGAUGUCGUGUGUGUGUGUGUGUGUGUGUGUGUGUGUGUGUGUGUGUGUGUGUGUGUGUGUGUGUAUGAAGAGGGAAAAGUGGGCUGCUGGAGUCGGUUUUAUGUUUUAACAGACGAGCCAGAUUGACAGAUUGUGAGGGAGGGAUGGGAGUGACGAGAGUCUCCACCGCGGAGCAAAAAAUAGCCUUCUACGGCCAUCGCUCUGGUCGCCAGGCGAGUAUUGGUGGUGGCUGACUCACCCUCACCCCCUCCACCCCCUUCUCCCCUUCCUCCCUCAAGACCCCCACUCCUUCUCUCCACAGCCAAACAGGUGGACAUGACUGGGAUGAGUGGGAUAGCUGCACUGGGCCAACCACUGAGCCCAGUGUGUGUGUGUGUGUGUGUGUGUGUGUGUGUGUGUGUGACCGACAGGACUAAUGGGCUGUGAAGUGCUGAAGCAGGAGACUGAGGGCCAAACCACAUACUGUACAACACACACAGACGUUUAGUUUAGGAAGGAGUACUGCGGUUCAGAGUCUUUUUAAAAGUAGAAUUACUACAGUGUGGAAAUAUUCUGUUUACAGACAAAGGUUCCCUAAAGAAAUACACUUAAAGUACUUUUGUAAAAACAGAAACAUACGUUACAUCUUCUGUUUAACACCCACCAAACCAUUGACAAAAACAGCAUUUUCACCAGGCAGAAUUUAGGAGUGUCUCGUUUGCUGCUGCUGUGAUUGGUUGGCUUGCUUUUGUUAUUUUUGGUCACAGAAAUAUUUUGCCUGAUCCAAAUGUACUGUUAAUUAAACCACAGCCACACAAAACCACAACCAAACAUACUAAUCAAAACUAGCAACUUCCAUCUCUUGUAGGGUAAAAUUAGCAUUUUCUUCAAUGGGGUUUGGUAGUGUUGAAGAAACUGGUUGUUUCUGGUUGAAAAAAUCGCUGUAUCCUUUAGUAUAAAAGCUCUUUCUAUGUAGGGAUCCUUUCUGUAAUGUUGUCAGAAACUUGAAAUAGAAAUCUGAGUUUGUCAGUGACAAAACAAAAAAGUUGUGCAGGCGUAAUUUGACCGUGUUGCAGUUUUUACAGCCUCUGUCACUGCAUCUGGGGCAAUCUGCCAGAGCAAUCCCAACACUUUCAGGGUCAUUUUAACCCUUAAUUUACCUAAAAAUAAGACCAGAGUUCAGAAAAUUCACUCAGAUUUCAGAAUCAUAUGUCAGCAGAGGUGAAAAACCCCAUAAGAUAAAAAUGAAAGCUGAGGAGGAUGAGAACAGACAAAGAGCAGAGAUUAAGUAAGUCCACAAACAUGUUGUAAUCAUCAUUUGAUACCUGCUGGAGAGGAGAGAUUUCACAACACCAGGAUGAAUCCUCGACUGAACCGACACGACUGACACAUCCACACUUUUUUGUACGGAUGAUUACAGACGUAAAUCAAAGUCAAAGUAUUUCAUAUCAAACUUUACUCAAACACGUGUUUUUUUACUGUGUAUUUGUACAUUUAGUGUUCAGUCAUUCACUGCUGUUCGACUCCAGAAGUCGGUGCAUGACAAGAGCUGUUUUGAAACCUGCUCAGGCUGCGCCCUCUUGUGGUUGAAACAGACACUGCACUCUUGGUUAGGGGGUGUUUCUUUGCUGUCUUGGUUCUUCAGUUUGUCAUGUCACUGCGGUGGUUUUUGUUCAUGGUAUUAAAGCAGGAUAUUAGGGUCAACAUGAAGCUUUGGGGAUCUGAGACCAAAAGAUCAGGAGGAACUUCACGCGUUUUUGCUGAAUUCUCAGAGUUACAUCAUAUUUAUGUGAUUUUAGUCGAUUAUCCCUUUAAAUUACCUCACAAGUAAACAACACUGUUCAAAAAAGGACUUUUAACUUUAAAAAAAGAGUUAUAAUAGGAUACAUUUAGGGAGGGCAGAGUCUCUGUAUGCCUGAUUUCAUACUCUCAGGUGAUUUAAAUGUUUUACAGAGGAAGGAAUUUUUAAAAAGACAAAGAUUUAUCUGUAUGUAACAGCAGGAACAUGGUUUCAGAUUAAUUGAACAGUCAGAGCCCGAACAAAUCAUCCAGUCUGUGUGUCAGCAUCUGUUUCGCAACCGCUGAAGCAGGAAACGUCUGGACUAGAUUACUCUUCAGACUUUUUGAAUCACAUUUUCUCAUUUUAGAAAUCUUCAAUUUUUUUUGUUAAAACUACAAACAAGCAGAUUUUUUCACCAGAACCAUAAUCUUUAGACCUGUCAGAUGUGGACUAGUUUACUGGAGAGAGUCCACAGUCUCGUUAAAACACAGCUCCAGAUUUGUGAAACCUUUUCUCUGUUUGUGAAAAGGAAAAAAAAUGUUAUUCCACUGAUUUUAUGACUCUAAUGUGGUUUAAAGCUGAAAAAAAAACUGCGAAAUCACCCAUUUUUGAAUGAGUUUAAUUGAAUACAAAUCUGAAACUGUGUUUGCAGACUCUCUGGGAGAAUGAAAAUCACAUAUGAUGCUCUUGAAAUAUAUUGUGUGGCUUUUAGAGGACGUUAUAAAGAAACAUGUCGUCACUAAUGUUGGCAGAGACCUUUACAAUCAAACUGAACCUAAAGUUUGAGUUCUCUUUAAAAGGAGGAGAGGAAAUAUGAGCAAACCUAAACACUAAAAAGGUGACUCCAGCACCAGCAAGAGAAGGAGGGACUGAUCUGUGAUUUUAAAAGGAAAAACUUCAUUUUAGUCAGUUUUAACAGCUUUUAUUCACACUUUUUUAAAUCUUUUCUAGUAUUUUAAGAGUCACUUUUUAACCUUUGUUGGUUUUCUCACUUGUUUUACGGAGAAACAAAAACUUUUUAUCAGAUUUCCUUCAGAGAGCCUUGAACCUGGUCAGUCUCACAUUGCUCACAAACACAAGCAGUGUUUUUUUUUUAAUCUUGAGGUGUCGGUGUGUGUUUCCUCUCCUCAGACUCUGCGUAAAAAAGGUUUAAACGGAUGCGACAGCCCUGACAUCGAGGCCGACGACUCCGCCGGUCAGAGCCCAGAGUCCGAUGACAAAUACCGCAAAAUCAACGAGGACAUCGACCUGAUGAUCAACAGACAGAGACUCUGCGUAAGUCCUCACACACACACACACACACACACACACACACACACACACACACACACACACACACACACACACACACACACACAACUCCUCACCUUGACGUCUGUGAGGGUGUUAACCAGCUGAUUCCUGAUCCAGCAGGGUCUGCCUCCCUCUAACUACGACAUGAGCAUCUCCCUCCCCGGCAGUAACCCCGGCGGUCUGCUGUACUCUCACCCCGCCAUCGGCUGCGGCCUCUCUAACCACAACCUGCUGCCCGUCUCACACACACACCCGUCCCUGCAGAGGAACAGCAUGUCCCCCCAGAGACCCUCCAGCGCUGGAAACGCAGGUGUGUAAACACGAACCUGAUCCUUAAACAGCGUCAAGUCUGAUCUGCGUUUUCUAACCGAGUGUUUUUAUGUUUGACUUGUUUUUAGGGCUGAUGGGAUCGGAGCUGCCGGGCUCGGUGGUCUCCAGCGUGGGUACGACUAGAAUCUUUUUUUACUCCUUUACAGCCAGAAAGCUCUUAAACAAGUCUUUUAUUUUACUGAUGGAGGGAGAAAAGCCUGAAACAAAACUCCAGAUAAUAACUCAUGUAAUAAUGAUGAUAAUGAUAAUAAUAAUAAUAAUAAUAAUAAUAGUAAUAAUAAUAUAAUAAGAAUAGUAAUAACAAUACAAUUGAUAAUAAUAAUAAUAAAAGUGAUAAUGAUUAUGAAAAUAAUAAUGUUAACAACAACAACUAUAAUUAUUAUAAUAAUAACAGUAUUAAUCUUGAUGAUAAUGAAAUAAAUAAUGACAAUUAAAAAUAUAUAAUAAUAAUAAUUAUCAUUAUUAUUAUUAUUAUUAUUAUUAUUAUUAUUAUAAGAGUAUGAGGUUAUCACACCUGCUGUUGAACUGAACUCCUCCUGUGCUCCUCCUCUACAGUGAACGGCAGCUACAGCUCUCACUGCACCUCCCCCGGCCUCCUCUCUCCUGGGGGCGUCUCUAAGAAUCUGCAGGAGAAGAGCCCCCCUCACAUGAACAUGAGCCGAAAAGCCGACCUGAGGACCCUCAUGCCCCCCUCUAACAAGUGCAGCAACAUGCCCACCAUCGUGAGUGAUUGCACCUUUAGUUACCCUGCGUCAUGUGACUCCACCUCAUAUUUGAAUGUGUUCACAUCUCUGUAAAGUCUGGUGUUCAUGCAUGGAAACUCAUUUUGUGCUUUCACGCUGCGCUGCAGUGUGAGGAUUUUGAUCUGAUGCUGGUGAGUAUUUCUGCACAAAGACAGAUAAAUGUUUUUGUGAGGUGAAGGUGUGAGGAAGUAUUUCUAACAUCACAAGUAUCUCUCCUCUGAAACCGACUAAGACAAACGACUUCUUCAUCCCGUUCAGCUGUGCAGCAGUGGUUGAUAAAUCCACCUCUCUGUUGCAGAACCAGAGAAUAAAUCACUCUCAGACAGCUCAGACUCUGUCCACCCCGGCCGUCUCCCUCUCUGCUCAGACCCUGCCGGGUCAGGGGAUGGGCGGGUAUCCGUCCACUCUCUCCUCCUCUUACGGCACAGGUGGGUGCAGCAGAAACACACACCAGAACCCGCCUUUGUGUGCGAUCCCAUUAAUGAGUGUGUGUGUGUGUGUGUUUGUCCCUCAGAGUUCUCCCUGGGCGGCGACCUGUCCUCCAUGUCUGGGUUCGGAGGUUCUGGUCUGGGAUCAGUGACCAGCUGGCAGCAGCAGCAGAUCCAGAACCUGCAGCACCCUGCACUCGGACACAUGGGGUGAGAAUCUAGUGCGAUAAUGUUCCGUUAUGUUCUGAUUGAUGUACAGAGCUGACAGCCCGCGUUUGGUUUGAGCGUGUGAUGACGUUUCCAAAAAAAUAUUGCGUCCAGGAGCCACAUCUCUCCCCUCCUGUCAGUCUUCAGGUGUCUGUAGCUGUUUCCGAAUUCGCCUACUAUCCUAGCAGUUUGUACUGAUUUGCCCAAAAUGUAGGAUGCAGUAGGCGGAGAAAUGUGAAAUUUGCAGUAUGCCAAAAAUACCCGGGUGACGUACUGAUUCGGGAAAAUUUCACACUAUGCAUUGGACCAGUCUGCUUAGCCUACUGUUACCCACAAUGCAAAGAGCCUGAGCAGAUGGCAGAAUAGCGGAGAGCGGCAAAACUUUUCACCGGAGCGUUCAUUUUCCAAGAUGACAGCUAAAAGAUUUGUCCUUCUGACAGCCCGCUUCUUCUCCUCCUUCUUUCAGCAUUAUGUGUGAAAACCCCUGACCAGAAUGUUUUGUUAUCGUACCGUACAGUUUUUAUCCUCCAUUUCCAUCACCUCAAAUUUUUCUGCUUCUCCUCAUCCUUUAUACUGUACGGUACGUGUGAUGUUUGUCACACACAGCGCGGUCAAUCAGCGAUGUUUACAUCACACAGCGGGACAGACUGCUGGUAUUAGACGGGGGCUAAAGCUUUAAUGCAGAAAGUUGAGUAAACGUUAAAGCAGCCUGACUAACCCAGGAUUUCCACUGCAUCCGGAAUGGCUGCUAUUUUUUGCCGUACGCCAAUUCCUACCGGAUCCUUUUGUGAGGCGGAUUCCGUGGCCAAUUACAGACAGCAGGAAUCGUGAGAACUCACAAGAACCCGCGGAUUCACAGGCAAUCACGCGAUAACAAGUUGUGUCUAUAAAGAGAGCCACGUAGACAUAUAAGCAGUAGAUUGUGUCCUUCCAGAGGAGGAAAUCUACUUCUAGACUUCUAGAAUCAGCAUCUCCUCAUCCAUGGUGUCAUCGAGAUGAAAUGACGUCUAAAAACCUUUUACUUGUUUGUCCCCGCCCGUUUGCAUGGUGUGAAAUACGAUCCUCCUGAAACACGGAGUGUUUUCUUUUAAAAAGAAGCCGGAUGUUUAAUUUGUGUCUGUGCCCGACUUCCUUUCCAGCACAGGUUAAUCUGUGCUGAAUUUAUCCGGCAUGCUCCGUCGUCUGGAAAAAAUAGAACUCUUCCAAUUAGCUGAUGAGUCUGGCGAUCCACAGAGGAACGGAAAGAAGCCAGUGGAAAUUGACACGUUAACUUGAAUGGUUACAAUCAGCUAUGAUCGGCAGAUACAGCCUUUUAAUAGCCGUUCAGGAUGCGGUGGAAAUUGCCAGUCAAUCAGCAGACUAGACGGUAUUUGAAAUAAACUGACAGGAGACAGGAGUUUGUAUUAGAGGGUUUUUACUGUUGUUGUCAAACUAUCGGGACGAAGGUAAAUAAGACCACACCAUGCAGACGCCAUCAGUUAACACGUUUAGCGAGGAUUGUAACUUCUUUCAUUUAAGCAAAAGCAGGACAACAUAACUGACAACAUAACUUUGCUGUAUUUACAGCGCCGUGAUGAGAAUCAAAUGCUGCCAGAUCGACGAGUCAUUGCAUAGACAGAACACGUUUUGAUGGCUGGUACUGGGCAAAAAAAUCCAGAAAAAAAUCUUAUUAAAACACAUAAAAGAUUUUUUACAGUGCAUAAAUAAAUGGGCAACACUGUAGUGUCGUUGUAAUUUACCAGAGCACGAUGGACUUUUCUAUAUCGGAAACCAGCUAAACCGGACCAACCAUACUUCAGAAUAACGGCUGACUUACAGUCAUACUGCUUUGUACUAUCAAACACAGUACUCAGUAUGAAGUAUCUACUGAAUACUGCGGUCGGCAGGAGUACGCAGUAGGCCAAUUCGAAAACAGCCUCUGUUUUCCUGUGCGGCUGUGAUGUCAUGACGUGUUGCAUUCAGGUGCAGGUAAAAAAUCAGGACACACCUGUGCUUUGUGUGUCUCUUUGGUUUUUCAGGAACUUGUGUCAGAACUCCAACCUGAACGUCCCCUCCGCUCACCAGCACCUCCACAUCAAGUCCGAGCCCGCCUCCCCUCCCAGAGACCGGAGCAUGAUGGGAGCCGGACUUGGAGGAGGAGGAGGAGGAGUCCCCACCGCUGGGUACUCCUCUGUUGCAGGCCGGGGUCCCAACGAGCCGGGUCGUUCUCCUGGUGACAGCGCGGCGUCCAGCUGUGGCAGCUCGUACGAAGGCAGCGAGGAGCGUGAGGAUCACCACGGCAAUGACAACUUCCUGCUGCGACCCCUGUCCAGUCAGGAGGAGCGGCACAGCCCGUCAGUGAAGAGGAUGAGGCUAUCAGAGGGGUGGGCCACAUGA